UCGGAACGGGGAGGGGUGGAGGAAGCUGCGCGUGGCGCGCGACGUAGGGGGUGGCUCCGCCGGGGCUGCGAGCUGGUGUUUACGAGGUGCCUAACUCGUUCUAUCGGAGGACGGUACCGCAUUCUGAGGGGAACGCUCACGAGGAGGAGGAUGCUGGUGGUGGAGGUGGCGAACGGCCGCUCCCUGGUAUGGGGGGCCGAGGCGGUGCAGGCUCUGCGGGAGCGUCUGGGAGUAGGGGGCCGCACCGUGGGCGCCCUGCCCCGCGGGCCCCGCCAGAACUCGCGCCUGGGCCUCCCGCUGCUGCUGAUGCCCGAAGAGGCGCGGCUUCUGGCCGAGAUCGGCGCGGUGACCCUGGUCAGCGCCCCGCGCCCGGAUCCGCGCCAACACAGCCUGGCUCUGGCAUCCUUCAAACGCCAGCAAGAGCAGGGCUUCCAGGAGCAAAGCGCCCUGGCAGCGGAGGCCCGUGAGACUCGUCGUCAGGAACUCCUAGAGAAGAUUGCGGAGGGCCAGGCUGCGAAGAAACAGAAGCUGGAGCAGGAAUCGGUGGCCAGCGAGAGCCAGGAGGCCAGUGCGAACCCGGCUGCCGCAGAGAGUGAGGCCGGUGCGAGCCAGGCUCCUGGAGAGCCGGAGGAAGCAGGUUCCUCCUCUCCUCAGCCAGGGCCAUCAAAUGGGGUGGCCCCUUUGCCCAGGUCGGCUCUGCUGGUCCAGCUGGCCACUGCUAGGCCUCGACCUAUGAAGGCUAGGCCCCUGGAUUGGCGUGUCCAGUCCAAAGACUGGCCGCAUGCUGGCCGUCCUGCCCAUGAGCUUCGGUAUAGCAUCUACAGAGACCUGUGGGAACGAGGCUUCUUCCUCAGUGCAGCUGGCAAGUUCGGGGGUGACUUCCUGGUCUAUCCUGGUGACCCACUUCGUUUCCACGCCCACUACAUUGCUCAGUGCUGGGCUCCUGGGGACCCCAUUCCACUCCAGGACCUGGUUUCUGCUGGCCGCCUGGGGACCAGCGUCAGAAAGACGCUGCUGCUCUGUUCCCCUCAGCCUGAUGGUAAAGUGGUCUACACCUCCCUGCAGUGGGCCAGCCUACAGUGAACUCCAGAGACCCGUGGGGAUGUGGCUGCAUCUGUGGAAAGAGCCUUUCUAGAUGGUCCCAAGCUCAUCUCUGCAAAUGGGAGGCUGCAAACCCUCCUACCUCUUUCUGCGUUUAGAUUUUGACUCUGGAUUUAUAAACACUACAUCCUUCUUAUUUCCCUCCCUGUUUCAAAGCACUUAUUGGCUGUGAUAUUUUUGUAGUUACCUAUUUCCAAGCUGUGAGCUUCUUGAGGGUGAAGACUGGGUUUGAUUCAUCUCCAGUUUCUACAAUGCUUAGGGCCAAGAGGUCUCAGUAAACUUGUUGAAUAAA
Nyctereutes procyonoides (raccoon dog) is the source of this 1393-nucleotide messenger RNA. It is a transcript of the gene TSEN34, whose product is annotated as tRNA splicing endonuclease subunit 34. Lineage: Eukaryota; Metazoa; Chordata; Mammalia; Carnivora; Canidae. Bases 151 to 1083 code for a protein of 310 amino acids. Gene Ontology annotation, biological process: tRNA-type intron splice site recognition and cleavage; tRNA splicing, via endonucleolytic cleavage and ligation. Gene Ontology annotation, cellular component: tRNA-intron endonuclease complex. Gene Ontology annotation, molecular function: tRNA-intron lyase activity; nucleic acid binding. The transcript is spliced from 5 exons. The record is from RefSeq and is a predicted model, not a curated record.